Molecule: messenger RNA, 1007 nt
Organism: Stegodyphus dumicola
Lineage: Eukaryota; Metazoa; Arthropoda; Arachnida; Araneae; Eresidae
Product: hatching enzyme 1.2-like
Biological process (GO): proteolysis
Molecular function (GO): metalloendopeptidase activity; zinc ion binding
Source: RefSeq, a predicted model, not a curated record
UUUCAGAUGAAGAUUUUGCACCCUUACCUGGAUCAGACCCCUUACCAAAUUCCGGUCAUUUUGAAGGAGAUAUCAAGGAUCCAGAAUUUAUUGAGGGCAGAAAUGCAAUCCGGGAUAACCGCAUGAAAUGGCCGGCUGGUGAAAUUCCUUACAUUAUAUCGAGGACAUUUGACAGGAGAGACCGCAGUAUCAUUGCUCGUGCCAUAGAAGAAUUUCAUAAAGCAACCUGCAUUCGAUUUGUUCCUAGAAGCUUCGAAUUUGAUUAUGUGUUCGUCACCAGGAGAGAAGGAUGUUUUUCUAUGAUCGGAAGAGAUGGUGGAGAACAGCUGCUGUCAUUAGGAAACGGCUGUUUGUUUGUUGGUAUUGUGAUACAUGAAUUUAUGCAUGCUGUUGGUUUCUGGCAUGAACAGAGCAGAGCUGAUAGAGAUGAUUUCGUGUCUAUAUUAUGGGAAAACAUUCAACCAGGUCAAACUCACAAUUUUGCUAAAUAUACCGAUGGAAGAUUGCACCAUUUAGGUGAACGAUAUGAUUAUGAUUCGAUUAUGCAUUAUGGAGCAUACGAUUUCACACGAUUCCACAAUCGUCCUACUAUACUUCCAAAGCAACGCAACGUCUUCAUUGGCCAACGCCUAGGAUUCAGCCGAACAGACGUGAGAAAGAUCAACAAGUUGUAUCAAUGCAAUACAUAUCCAGUUGAAACUUGCGUCGAUUCUAACAGCCAAUGUAGAGGUUGGGCUGAGCGUGGAGAAUGUGAGAAAAAUCCAACAUGGAUGCUAACCAACUGCAGGAAAUCGUGUAAUCAGUGCAGAAGAACGUUAACCUAAGAAACCAAACAAGUUCAUUGUGAAGAUAUUUCAAGUUUAUUUGCUGUACUGCUCAGUAAACUAUUCAUUCAGUCAUCAGUUUUUCUUUCAUAACUGUAUAUUAAAGUAUCAUCUGAAUUAAUUUUGAUAAUAUUGCUUAUGAAUAUUUUAUAUGUACUAUUUGAAUUACUUUUUAAUAAUAAA